CAGAAUCCCGCCAUGGCGCCCAACGCCACCAUGCAGCUCUGCCCUCUCCUGGAGCAGAUGAGCCAGCUCCGAAGUCACAGCAACUCCAGUAUCCGCUACAUCGACCACGCGUCGGUGCUGCUGCACGCGCUGGCCAGCCUGCUGGGCCUGGUGGAGAACGGCCUCAUCCUCUUCGUGGUGGGCUGCCGCAUGCGCCAGACAGUGGUCACCACGUGGGUGCUGCACCUGGCGCUCUCCGACCUGCUGGCCACCGCCUCCCUGCCCUUCUUCACCUACUUCCUGGCCGUGGGCCAUUCGUGGGAGCUGGGCACCACCUUCUGCAAGCUGCACUCCUCCAUCUUCUUCCUCAACAUGUUCGCCAGCGGCUUCCUGCUCAGCGCCAUCAGCCUGGACCGCUGCCUGCAGGUGGUGAGGCCCGUGUGGGCGCAGAACCACCGCACGGUGCCCGCGGCCCACAAGGUCUGCCUGGUGCUCUGGGCGCUGGCCGUGCUCAACACGGUGCCCUACUUCGUGUUCCGGGACACGAUCCCGCGGCGGGAUGGGCGCAUCAUGUGCUACUACAAUGUGCUGCUCCUGAGCCCGGGGCCCGACCGGAACGCCACGUGCAACUCGCGCCAGGCGGCGCUGGCGAUCAGCAAGUUCCUGCUGGCCUUCCUCCUGCCGCUGGCCAUCAUCGCGUCGAGCCACGCGGCCGUGAGCCUGCAGCUGCGCCACCGCGGCCGCCGCCGGCCCAGCCGCUUCGUGCGCCUGGUGGCCGCGGUGGUGGCGGCCUUCGCGCUCUGCUGGGGCCCCUACCACGCCUUCAGCCUGCUGGAGGCGCGCGCGCACGCCGACGUGGCGCUGCGGCCGCUCGUGUGGCGCGGGCUGCCCUUCGUCACCAGCCUGGCCUUCAUCAACAGCGUGGUCAACCCGCUGCUCUACGUGCUCACGUGCCCCGACGUGCUGAGCAAGCUGCGCCGCUCGCUGCGGAGCGUGCUGGAGAGCGUGCUGGUGGACGACAGCGAGCUGGGCGCGGGCGGCAGCCGGCGCCGCCGCGGCUCCUCCACCACCUCGGGCUCGCUCAGAGUCCGCACGCUUUCGCCCGGGCUCCUGCGCCUUCUGCGCUGCCUGCGGGCCGAGCGUGACCGCCCCCCGCCCCGGGACCGGGCGCUCUCGCAGGACGAGAGGGGCCCCCUGAACCGCGCGCCCAGCGUCGCUUCCAGCUAG
Molecule: messenger RNA, 1206 nt
Organism: Elephantulus edwardii (Cape elephant shrew)
Lineage: Eukaryota; Metazoa; Chordata; Mammalia; Macroscelidea; Macroscelididae
Gene: PTGDR2
Product: prostaglandin D2 receptor 2
Exons: 1
Coding region: 13-1206 (397 amino acids)
Biological process (GO): phospholipase C-activating G protein-coupled receptor signaling pathway; positive regulation of cytosolic calcium ion concentration; complement receptor mediated signaling pathway
Cellular component (GO): plasma membrane
Molecular function (GO): complement receptor activity; G protein-coupled receptor activity
Source: RefSeq, a predicted model, not a curated record